Molecule: messenger RNA, 2909 nt
Organism: Thunnus maccoyii (southern bluefin tuna)
Lineage: Eukaryota; Metazoa; Chordata; Actinopteri; Scombriformes; Scombridae
Product: vasodilator-stimulated phosphoprotein-like
Exons: 13
Coding region: 273-1520 (415 amino acids)
Biological process (GO): positive regulation of actin filament polymerization; axon guidance; actin cytoskeleton organization
Molecular function (GO): profilin binding; SH3 domain binding
Source: RefSeq, a predicted model, not a curated record
AUGUGAAUUAAAAAAGAGCGAGUGAAGGAGGUGAGAACAGGAAGAAUGAAAAAAACUGUCUAGGAAAUGAAAAUACAAAGGCAGAAGUGCAAGUGGUUCGCGUCAAACAAUGUCAUGAUAGAGAGCAAUGGAGGUGUGCAGGAGAGAAUGACAGCAGGCUUGAUUCAAUAGGCUACAAAUAUACCUGUGAGAGGGUGGAAGGAGUGAUUCAAGUUUAUCAGAAGAAGCAGAUUGUUCAAAAGCAAACUUUGGAUACUAACUACUGCUAAAAUAUGGGUGAGUCCAGUAUCUGCCAGGUGAGGGCGACAGUCAUGCUGUAUGAUGACGCCACGAAGCGCUGGGUGCCAGCGGGAUCUGACAGUCCUUCCAUCAGCCGUGUCCAGAUCUAUCACAACCCUGGGGCCAACAGCUUCAGAGUGGUGGGCCGCAAACUGCAGGCUGACCAGCAGGUGGUGAUCAACUGUCCCAUUAUCAAAGGGAUGAAGUAUAACCAAGCCACAGCAAACUUCCACCAGUGGCGGGACCCCAGACAGGUGUGGGGGCUGAACUUUGGCAGUAAGGAGGACGCUGCACUUUUUGCCAACACGAUGAUGCAUGCUUUAGAGACUCUCAAUGCAGGGCCGGGCACAGGCUCGGCUCAGAAUGGACCCUCAGCACAGGAACUGGAAGAGCAGAAAAGGCUGGAGCGUCAGAGGCAGGAACAGCAGGAGAGAGAGCGUCUAGAGAGAGAGAGGCAGGCCUCAGCUGCUGCAUCUGCCCCUCCUGCUCCUCCUGCCCCACCAGCCGCUCCACCAGCCCCACCCGCUCCACCAGCACCCCCACCACCUCCCGGUCCACCCCCUUCCUCAGGAUCAUGCCCACCGGCACCUCCACCACCUCCUCCUGGGGGCAUGGCCCCACCUGCACCACCCCCGCCCUCUGCUGGGGGAGGAGGAGGUGGUGGAGGGGCAAAUGACCUGGCUGCAGCUCUAGCAGGAGCCAAACUGCGUAAAACACCUAAGGAUGAGGGAGGAGCAGCAGCCCCAGCCCCCAAACCAGCAUCCUCAUCUGGUGGAGGUGGAGGAGGCGGCGGUUUAAUGGGAGAAAUGAGUGCCAUCCUUGCAAGGAGGAGGAAAGCUGCUGAUAAGCCUGCUGCAAAAAACGAAGAACCUCGCAGUGAAGAUUCUGACUCCCCAGUAACAAAAUCCUCAGGACCAAGUGAAAUCAAUGAAAAGCCCUGGGAAAAAUCUGCCACCAUACCAAGGCCCAAACCAACCCUAACCAACAGUCAAAGGGACUCCAGCUCAAGUCUCAGCUCCUGCUCCUCUCCCUCCUCUAACACGGCCACUACCCCAGUGUCCAGGAUGAAGGUGGUGAAAAAGAACUCAGAUGGUGCAGGAAGUGAUGUAGUUGAUAUGGAACGAAUCAAACAGGAAAUUCUUGAAGAAGUGAAAAACGAGCUUCACAAAGUGAAGGAGGAGAUAAUUGCAGCACUGGUCCAGGAGCUACAAAAUGCUCAGCUCAAGUGUGAAACAUCCUGAAAGACUGAAGAAUGGAUCGAGAGAAUAUGAACGUUUUAUGAUACAAUGCUCAGGCAAUUUACAUAUUUUUUAGCCAACAGAAAUUAUUUGAUAUUUUAACAAAAUGCAAAAUAUAGCUUAAUACAUUUGUAUGUAUUUAUCAUUGUGUCUUCUUUAAAUAUUCCUGCGGUACUUGAUUUUGAAGGCACCAAUAUUGAUACUUGAGUUACCCAAAUCUGGUAACAAUAUCAUCAUUCUUUUUUUUUUUUCAUGAACAAAGAAAAUAUGCAAAUAUUUCCAUAAGCAUGCCUUAAACUGUAAUCAUCUUCAGGUUGAGUGCAACAUCCUACUGUCUCCCUACUGUCCUUUUUCCUUUUUGGCACCUACAAGGGUGGUAGACAUGAUAACAAAAAUAUACAACACAAAAAACUGCAAUAACAUAUAAUACCCCACAAUAAAUACAUGUGAAGCUUUUAAUGCGCUAUUUAACUCAAAAUAACUGCAACACAGUGGACAAAUACAUCACCACAAACUAAGGCUUCAAAAUGUAAGAAAUUAAUUAACACUCUGACACAAAAACGGAAAAAAAAUUAAAAUACUUGUAUGUGAAACAUGAAUAUAGUUUCUCAGAUUUCCAUGAUCAUACCGCAAGACACAUAUUCUUGAAAAAAGGCUGAAAUUAAACUAUCGAGAUAAAUGUCUACAACUAUUGAAAUGUUAUGAAAGCGAGGCUAACAGGCAUACCAGUUAUAGUUCAGGUGAGGUUACACACCAGAAAGACCAACAGCUCCGGCUUUUCCCCCUUCCUCUAAAAAUAAGCCAUUAAAAGUAAAAGUCUUGCAUUAAAAACUUCACUUAAAUAUAGUGCAGAAGUAUUGUCAGCAAAAUAAAAGUAAAGCAUAAUGGCACCUUUCAGAGUGUUAUAUGAUUGGAUAUGAUUAUUGAUGCAUUAAUGUGUAAGCAGCAUUCUUAGUGUAGUUGAGGUAUUCAACUGGGUAGUUUAAUUUAUAACAAUGCAUCAUAUUUUAUUUGUUGAUCAUAUGUUUUAUAUGUAAAAUUUGAAUUCACAAAGUAACACAGCUGUCAGAAAAAUGUAGUGGAGUAACAUCCUCCUUUGAACAGUAGUGAGAUGUAAGUAAAAUGAGUAUAAAAUAGAAAUACUCAAAGUACUAGUACCUCAGACUGGUAUGUCUGAGAUUGCCUUGGGGCUGGUCCAGAUGAAUCAUUUUCACAAACCACAUAAUACACUUUUAUUUUAAGCAUUUAUUUGGUCCAAAGUUCCAAAGGUCUUUUGCCAAGCUGGUGCAUUUGAAGUAAUAAGAGAACUAUGUAAUAACUAUUUUGUUGUUUAUUACUGAACCAAUAAAUGUCUGGCCAGCCUGUCAGCUGGGGUAGCUGGGAUAUUGUGAA